Molecule: messenger RNA, 952 nt
Organism: Lycium barbarum (goji berry)
Lineage: Eukaryota; Viridiplantae; Streptophyta; Magnoliopsida; Solanales; Solanaceae
Exons: 1
Coding region: 164-739 (191 amino acids)
Source: RefSeq, a predicted model, not a curated record
UCAAAUUUUGCCAUGUCAGUCUAUAUAUAGCUUCUACCUCUCCCCCUGCCAAACCAUAACCAAAACAAAACAAAAAACGAGACUUUUUCUCUUUGUGUGCUCCUCUGCCAUCUACAUUUAUUUCAAUUUUAGAGUACUACUUUUUGUGUUUUACUAAUUAACCAUGGAAGAGAAGUCGAAAAUGCAGAAGAAGAAAUCAUUGGUUGCUCGUAGAGCAUGGAACAUUCUCCGUUUGGCCUUAUUAUGGGCAAGAAAAGGUGGCAUUUUCAAGAAAAGGAUCCUUAUGAAUCUUCAUAUGCUUCCCAAAUACAUUAAAAACCUUCAUCAUACCAACAAUUACGGUGCACUACAUUAUGGGGAGCGUGAGCUUUCCUUUGAUGACACCCCUAUCUUUCACGUCAAGAUGCAUCGUCCUGCUUCCUUGCGUUUCAAGAUGCCUAAUAUCCCUUGCAUCAAACCUCAAGUCGAUUUUGACUUUGACUUUGACUUUGACAACGAUCAUGAUCAGAGUGACGAUGAAAUGUACCAUGGUAAUGAGGACGAUGAUGAUGUUGUUCCUAGGAAAGGUUUCUUGAAUGGAGCGGAUGAUUAUUGUGAAGAGAAUGAAAUAAUUAAUGCUGGUCCUGGUGACGAAGCUAUUGAUAUGAAGGCUGAGGAGUUUAUUGCAAAGUUCUAUGAACAAAUAAAGAUGCAAAGACAAAUAUCAUAUUUACAAUACCAUGAGACGACCGCUAAUUAAUGGUACAAAUUGAUGGCCGGAGAGUUUGCAGAUGCUAAUUCCACUCUUUAUUAUCCACUAAUUCCCAUUCUUUUUGCUAUCAUACUCUUGUUUCAACUUCAUAGUACUAGUAUUCUUUUUGUAUAGGAGGAGUAGCGGCAUUUUUUGUAUAUUGAAAGAGGUAUUCGAUACAUUCGACUCUGCAAAAUGAAAGCUCAAAAUUUUCCUUUAAGA